AUCAGAAUCUUGAGGGACAUCGGGUCGCACAACGUCUCUGCUACCAUCGCCGUAUUUGUCACUUGACAGCUGCAAGCCGCAUCCAAGUAUUCUUGUCGGACAUCUCUGUCGAACACACACACACACACAUCGAUGGCCACGCCCACCGAGGCUGGCCCCGCGCCGCCUCAGCCCGUCCCUGAGCAGCAGCAGCAGAAGCCCAUCCACAGCCUGGUCCUCGACACGGGCCCGCUCAUCAAGAACGACCCCCCCGUCAGCACCCUCCUCGCCAGGGCCGAGCGGCUGUACACGCUACCGGUGAUCCUGAGCGAGAUCCGCGACGCCGUCACCCUCGCGCGCGUCGAGACGACGCUCCUGCCGUUCCUCAUGGUGCGCGCCCCGCGCCCGGAGAGCGUCCGCCACAUCCGCGACUUUGCCCGCCGCACGGGCGACCUGGCGGUGCUGAGCAGGCCGGACGUCGACGUCCUCGCCCUCGGGUACGAGCUCGAGUGCGAGCGCAACGGCGGGGACUGGCGGCUGAGGAACACGCCCGGGCAAAAGGGCCUGAACGGGCGGCCGGGCGACAAGGAGAGCAGGGAUGAGCAACCUACGACAUCAGAUGCGGAGGCUGCGGUCCAAGAUCCAGUGGAGGAUGCCGCUGGUGCGUCGCAAGGCGAGGAAGCUGCUCCGUUAGAACAGCAGGUGGAGGAGAAGCUCGAAAAAUUGGACCUGAACGAGGCCUCCGUUGGCCAGGAACCGCUCGUCGAGUCAUCAGACGCCGACAACGUCCAAGCCCCAGAGGCCUCUGGAGAGAAGCAAGACGAGGUCGUGUCCGCACAGCAAGACGCAGAAGAGGAAGGCUCGGACUCGGACUCGGACGGCUGGAUCACGCCCUCCAACGUCAAGAAGCACAAGGACCACGACGCCAACGCGGCAGCCCACCCCUCGGGCGGCUCCUCCUCCUCCUCCACGCCGCUCGUCCUGCAGGCCGCGGUCCUCACCUCCGACUACGCCAUGCAGAACGUGGCGCUGCGCAUGAACCUCAACCUCGUGGCGCCGUCGCUGGCGCGCAUCACGCGGCUCAAGAGCUGGGUCCUGCGGUGCCACGGCUGCUUCGCCGUCACCAAGGACAUGGAGAAGCAGUUCUGCCCGUCGUGCGGCCAGCCGACACUCAUGCGCGCCAGCUGCUCGACCGACGAGCGCGGCAACUUCCGCGUCCACCUCAAGAAGAACUUCCAGUGGAACAACCGCGGCAACGUCUACAGCGUGCCCAAGCCCGUGCACGGCAGCGCCAACGGCCGUCACCGCGACGGCGGCGGUGGAAAGAACGGCUGGGGCUCGGACCUGGUGCUGGCCGAGGACCAGAAGGAGUACACGCGCGCGCAGGACGAGCAGCGCAGGGAGCGCCGCCUCGACGUCAUGGACCAGGACUACCUGCCGGGGAUCUUGACGGGGUCGCGGUCCGGCGGCAGGGGCGGCAAGCUUCGCGUGGGCGCUGGACGUAACGUCAAUUCGAAGCGCAAGCAUUAAAUGGGAGAAGAAGAAGAAGAAGAAAAGAAACAAGGCCGGAAUACGUCUGUCCGUCUGUCCGUCUGUCCGUCUGUCUGGGGGGUUAUAGCGUAAUGUUGCUACGACUUUCAAUCGGCACCCAUCACCAUCAUCACCAUCAUCAUCAUAGAGGCGUACGUGGGCAUACAAGGGCGAAAUGCUCGUAAAUUGCAUUACAUUGCAUUGCAUCUGAUUUGAA
Molecule: messenger RNA, 1726 nt
Organism: Purpureocillium takamizusanense
Lineage: Eukaryota; Fungi; Ascomycota; Sordariomycetes; Hypocreales; Ophiocordycipitaceae
Gene: nob1
Product: 20S-pre-rRNA D-site endonuclease nob1
Exons: 1
Coding region: 133-1509 (458 amino acids)
Biological process (GO): maturation of SSU-rRNA; ribosomal small subunit biogenesis
Cellular component (GO): preribosome, small subunit precursor
Molecular function (GO): RNA endonuclease activity
Source: RefSeq, a predicted model, not a curated record